Molecule: messenger RNA, 1510 nt
Organism: Xenia sp. Carnegie-2017
Lineage: Eukaryota; Metazoa; Cnidaria; Anthozoa; Malacalcyonacea; Xeniidae
Product: legumain-like
Exons: 14
Coding region: 117-1418 (433 amino acids)
Biological process (GO): vacuolar protein processing
Molecular function (GO): cysteine-type endopeptidase activity
Source: RefSeq, a predicted model, not a curated record
AACGAGCAUUCAUGUGAAAGUCUUGUGACUCCAAAUAAAUUAAUCCGAACCGUGGAUAUUGACGUCGUGAUUGUAUUGUUGCAAUUUACUGAUCUCAUUUGACCGUUUACGAAACGAUGAAGGCAAACUACAUUGGUUUUACUCUUUUGUUCAUAUGUUCAGUAUUUUUGCUGGACGAUGUCGAAGGCAAAUCAUGGGUAUUGAUUGUAGCCGGUUCAAAUACAUGGGAGAAUUACCGACAUCAGGCAGAUGUUUGUCACGCAUACCAAAUUGUCCAUCGAAAUAAAAUUCCUGAUGAAAACAUUGUCGUUAUGAUGUACGACGAUAUCGCUCAUAACAAAGACAACCCGACGCCGGGAAAAAUCAUCAACAAGCCCCACGGUCCUGAUGUAUAUGAAGGGGUAGUAAAGGAUUACACAGGAGCAGAUGUGACGCCAAAGAAUUUUUUAAAUGUUCUGAAAGGAGAAAAGGCGGCUAUGAGCGGCAUUGGUAGUGGAAAAGUUAUUGACAGUGGUCCUGAUGACGACGUGUUUGUUUACUUUGCUGACCAUGGUGCACCUGGAUUGCUUGCUUUUCCCGAUGUUGCGCCACCAUUGACAAAGAAGGAACUCCUACACGCUUUGAACUUUAUGCACGAAAAGAAAAAGUACAAUAAGAUGGUCUUAUAUGUGGAAGCAUGUGAAUCAGGAUCAAUGUUUGCAAAAAAAUUACCUGAUGAUGUCAAAAUCUUUACAACAACCGCUGCCAAUCCACAUGAGUCGUCCUACGCGACGUACUGGGACGAGUAUAGAGAAACAUAUCUUGGUGACCUCUACAGUAUUUCUUGGAUGGAGAAUUCGGAUAAGUUCAACCUGUCGAAGGAAACGCUACAAGAGCAAUUUUACAAAGUAAAAAAGAGGACGAACCUUAGUCAUGUUCAGGAAUAUGGCGAUGAGUCAAUCUCGAGUAAUCCAGUCAUCGACUAUCAGGGUGAAGGAAAGGGGUCCUGGAAACCAGCCAAGGAUACUAAAGAAUAUUCCACCGAGGACUCCACUCCAUCUCCCGAGGUACCAUUUGUAAUUCUCGAACGACGUUUGUUGAAAGCGACCUCGCAGAAAGAGAAGAUCAAGAUUGAAGAGAAAAUCAUGAGUCUCCUUCAGGAGCGACAAAAAGUGCGUGAAACUGUGCAGAGAAUUGUUGAACGAGCAAUUCAAGACAAAGGACAGAGGUUGAGAAUUCUGGAAGGCCGAUCAGGAGAAGUGACGCAGCUUAACUGUCACAGCGAUGUUGUUCACGCAUAUUCUGAAAAAUGCUUCCCGUUAGGAAAGAACGAUGCGGCAUUAAGGUCUGUACAUGUUUUAGCCAACAUGUGUGAGGAAAGAAUUCCUUCGGCAAAAUUACUGUCGGCAAUCGAGGAGGUGUGUUUAAAAAAUAAUUAAAGCGAUCACGCAACUCGAACUAUUGCAAGAAAUACGUUGCUGAAGUGUUUUUUGCUGUGAUUUUUAAAAUAAAAUUAUCAACGCCAAUUUAA